Messenger RNA from Mus caroli (Ryukyu mouse), 1781 nucleotides. RefSeq lists its product as uncharacterized. Gene Ontology annotation, biological process: regulation of DNA-templated transcription. NCBI's taxonomy places the organism in Eukaryota, Metazoa, Chordata, Mammalia, Rodentia, Muridae. The record is from RefSeq and is a predicted model, not a curated record. Gene Ontology annotation, molecular function: DNA-binding transcription factor activity, RNA polymerase II-specific; RNA polymerase II cis-regulatory region sequence-specific DNA binding.
GUGUUUGACUGUGAGUCUGAGGGAAGCUCUAGUGUGUCCCGUGCUUUGCGCUGUGACCGGCUACUAGGAGCUGUGAGGAGAGCAGGCGAGCUGGGGAUCCGCGCCAUGGUGAACGCGGCCGCCGUCCCCACGCGGGAUGCGGUGACCUAUGAGGAUGUGUAUGUGAAAUUCACUCAUGAAGAGUGGGCUUUGCUGAAUCCUUCCCAGAAGAGUCUCUACAAAGAUGUGAUGCUGGAGACAUGCAGGAACCUCACUGCUAUAGGUUACAAAUUGGAAGACAACAUUGAAGAACACUGUCACAGUUCUAGAGGACGUGGAAGAUACAAGUCUUGUGAGCAUAAGGGACAUGGAAAGAAGCAAUGUACCUUUGCACAGAAGAGUUUUCUUCAAACAUAUGAAAGGAUCCAUACUGAAGAGAAACCCUAUGAAUGCAAUCAGUGCAGUAAAGCCUUUGCAAAUUUCCGUAGUCUUCAAAAACAUGAAAAAUAUCAUACUGUAGAAAAACCCUAUGAAUGUAAUCACUGUGGUAAAGCCUUUCCAAGUCCCAGUGCUCUUCAAAUUCACCAAAGAACUCACACUGGAGAGAAACCAUAUGAUUGCAGUGAGUGUGGGAAAGCCUUCACAAGUAAAAGUAAUCUUCAAACGCACAAAAGAACUCACACAGGAGAGAAACCAUAUUGCUGCAAUGAAUGUGGGAAAGCCUUUGCAUGUCUCAGUUAUCUUCAAACACAUGAAAACAUUCACACUGGAAAGAAACCUUAUAGAUGUAACCACUGUGGUAAAACCUUUACACGGCGUAGUGGUCUUCAAAUGCAUGAAAGAAGUCAUACUGGAGAGAAACCUUAUGAAUGUAAUCAUUGUGGUAAAGCCUUUGUUUGUAGCAGUAGUCUUCACAGGCAUGAAAUAAUUCAUACUGGAAAGAAACCCUAUAUGUGUAAUCAGUGUGGUAAAACCUUUGCCCGUUAUAGAAAUCUUCGAAAUCAUGAAGAAUAUCAUACUCUUGAUAAACCACAUAAAUGUACUCUAUGUGGUAAAGCCUUUGCAAAUCACAGGAAUCUUUAUAUACAUGAAAGAUAUCAUGCUGGAAAGAAAUUGCACAAAUGUACUCAAUGUGGUAAAGCCUUUACAUGGUCUAGUAGUCUUCAAAUUCAUGAAAGAAGUCAUAGUGGAGAGAAACCUUAUGAGUGUAAUCAAUGCAGUAAGACCUUUGUAUGUUGCAGUACUCUUCAAAGGCAUAAAAGAACUCACAGUGGAGAGAAACCUUAUGAAUGUAAUCAGUGUGGUAAAUCUUUUGCAAGAUGCAGUUUUCUUCAAAUACAUGAAAGAAUUCAUACUGGAGAGAAACCUUAUGUGUGCAAUCAAUGUGGUAAAGCCUAUGCAAGUGGUAGUAGUCUUCGAAAUCAUGAAAAACGUCAUACUAUUGAGAAACCUUAUAAAUGUAAUCAGUGUGCUAAAGCCUUUGCAUGUCUCAGACGUCUUCAAAUACAUGAAAGAAAUCAUACUGGAAAGAAACUUUAUGAGUGUAGUCAAUGUGGAAAACCCUUUACAAGUCAAAAUAGUCUUCAAAUACACAGGAGAACUCAUACUGGAGAGAAGCCAUAUAAAUGUAGUCAAUGUAGUAAAGCCUUUGCAUGUUGCAGUAAUCUGUAUAGACAUGAAAGAAAUCAUACUGGAGAGAAACUAUGAAUAAUCAUUGUGGUAAAGCAUUUGCAUAUUCGAAUAGUCUUCAUAAUCACAAAAAAUGUCAUUCUGAAGAGAACCCCUUUGGAUAUAAUUGAUUC